This is a messenger RNA of Aspergillus glaucus CBS 516.65, 322 nucleotides long. RefSeq lists its product as uncharacterized. NCBI's taxonomy places the organism in Eukaryota, Fungi, Ascomycota, Eurotiomycetes, Eurotiales, Aspergillaceae. The transcript has a single exon. The record is from RefSeq and is a predicted model, not a curated record. The coding region runs from base 138 to 296 and encodes 52 amino acids.
AUGCUACGGAAGAGUCGUCGAGGAUGUGAGAUUUGUACAAACAUUGGACAAAAACAAAAGGAUAUGAGAUAUGUUAGGCGCUUUACUGGUGGAUAUAUAUUGGGUAGGAUUUUUUCUGCAAGGAACACUGGAGUUUGAUGGAUACCGUUUGGUGCAUUUGGCCGUGUUCAGUUGAUCUGAUACAUGGGCUUGUUGUUUCGUUGGCGUUUACGAUACACCCUGGUGGUUUGCGUGCUUUUACAGAUGAAAUGGAAUUUGAUUUCAUUCUCUUCACUCUACUUACCCCGCUGGACUGAGAAGAGUGUCAGCGAAUAAGUCAUAC